AUGAGGACGUCCAUCGCUUUGUCUGCUCUAAUUGGGCUUGGGUUCGCCCAAAACGUUGAGUUCUUCCGCUUCACUAGUCCUAGUGCGAAUGCGGCGGCCAAUAUCUAUCGCCGCCAGACACCACCGCCUGGCUACAGCCCCGAAUUCGGUAGCUGUGGCACUGGUGCCAACUGCACAGACGCCUGUGGCCCUAAUUGGAUCACUUGCAAAGCAUCUACCGAUCUGUCUCUCUUCUGUUAUAACGAGGUAGACCUGGGCCAGACAUGCUGUGAGAACGGCUCUGGACGAGCUUGCGAUGCUGGCUAUUACUGCGCGUGGCAAGAGUUCAACGGAAGAGUGUGGUGUUGCGAGAAUGGCCAAAGCCUUGAAGAAUGCGGCGUUCCAACAGAUAAGCCUGUGACCACCAGCAAUCCUACUUCGACCAGCUCUCUAGCAGGCGAAAGCUCAUCCACUGCCUCUUCAACAUCGGGGGGUGUGGUGUCUAGCCAGACUGGAGGCCCGACCAGUGACUUCACCGAUCCUUCCUCCACGGGGCAGUGCCCUCCGCCAACGGUCACGUCUUGGGCAACGGCAACUGUGACUUCCACGAUCACUUAUGCUGCCAUCACUGUGACCGUGCUGGGUGAUGGGUGCUCCGGCAAUCCGGCUGCGAGCGAGUCGCAGCCGGGCUUCUCCGAGUCGGGCUCGAUUAUCACUUCCCCUCCGUCCACGUUUACUGCGACCCCCUGGCCUCCGUCCAAUACCAGCUUCACCUCAACUCUUUUCACGGCCGACGCUGGUGGUAUCCGUCCUGAGCUUUGGCUUCUCAGCACGCUUCUAGUCCUGCCGUUGCUCUAA
Molecule: messenger RNA, 837 nt
Organism: Thermochaetoides thermophila DSM 1495
Lineage: Eukaryota; Fungi; Ascomycota; Sordariomycetes; Sordariales; Chaetomiaceae
Exons: 6
Coding region: 1-837 (278 amino acids)
Source: RefSeq, a predicted model, not a curated record